UUAAAAUCCCAUUAAGACGGGCUAUAAAAUUGAUUAAACAAUAUAUUGGUUCUGGUAAGGCGUUAAUUUUUUUGGCAGUCGCGGACGGUAAAUAAAAUGUGGGUUCUGUAAACUUCUCGCAAAACCUACGGCACAAUCUAUUAUUCAUUUCUCAGAAGUCGAAUACAUUUUAAUGGCGGCUCGUUGUGGAGCUUUUGCAAGGUCUGCGAAGCCCGCAUUUCAUUCAUUGAGAGCAGUUGCAGAGGCAGGUGGUCGCCCUACUUCAUCAGCCGCCAGAGCUUCUUUCUGCAAAAAUACACUGGGAAACGACAGUUCAAGAUUUCGGAACUCUUUCGUUUCUUAUUCAAGGUUGUCCGCAGAGUUAGGCUGUGCGAUGUCAAUGAUGCCGUUGCACAAUGUGGUGGCAACAGCCAGGCUUACAUCUCAUCUUAGUCUUAAUUCCAGGAAUUGUAGCGCGUUGUCUCAGGAUGGAUUCUUAUAUCACACUCUCUUGGAUUGGGAAGGUGCUUUAUGCGGGCCUUCUUCCGUUUUGAAUUGUUUCUUUGAUGUAUUGAUUAAAGAGACAAGACAUGAAAAGCAUGGAGGGUGGAAGACUGCUCUCUCUAUUGGGAAUAUAUCUUGUUCACAGAAUGCCAGAGGGACUAUAAGCUUGCACCAACCCUCAAGAAUAAGAGAGGUUUUAGCAAUCCGGAAGUUCUUUAUUGAGAAUCAGCAAAUUGUAAGCAGUGUUCUGAUUGUGUUUUGUGAUAUGAGGAUUUGUCUUCAGAGAGAUUGCUAUGGCACGUCCUGCUGGAUUACUAUGCAUCUCUUCUUAUAUAUUCAAUGUGAUGCAUUUUUCCUGGGUCUGUUUCUGAAUUAUGUAACAAUAUAUAAAUUUUGUUGUCUAUAAUAUAUAUCGAUAUUAAAAAAAGGAGGGACCCUAAAAGAAGGUUUGGAACAAUGUGAUAACAUGCUAGCAAAAGGACACUAUUUCUUGGCACUUUUCUGACUCUUAAGGCAAAGUUACAGAUUUGAAGUUGAGUCUGGAUGAUGUGAGCAGGAACUUUCACUGAACAAUAUACAGGUGUGAUAAUUAGAAGGUUCACCCUCUUCUAACCUUGUCUGGGUAAGAUUCCUAUCUUUUCCGUUGUAAUCUUUUUGAUAUGCGUUCGAAAAGAUUCAAAUGUAUAAACAUGGAAUGAUGUUUCUAAUCGUUGUUACUUUGCCUGUCCAAACAAGACAAUGAUAUGUUUACAGUGACCCAUUGUUCCAUGGGGAUGCAUCCUCCCCAAAAAACUUGCAUCCACUGCACAGGGAUGUUUCUGGGACUUGGGGAAAUGUCACCCCACAGCACCAUUACCUCUGCCACCUUUCAGGGAUGCCGUUGGGUCGGUUGCUAUAUGGCACAUGCCUUUAGACAUUGAUUGCAACCUUUAACUUUGUGUUUGCCUUUCAUGGGGUACUCACAAAGAUGUUACGUUGUAGAUUUUGCUUUGACGAUUUCAAUUCACCUCAAUUUGUAUAUCAGUGCUGCCUUCCCAGUGCUGCUCUGCUGGCAUCCCCCCACCAUCCCCUCGACGCUCCCAAAUUUAGGCACUUGGUCCCCCAUACCCGAAACUUGGCCCCAUGUUCAUCACGCACCCCCAUCAGGAAACUUCUUGGAUCUAUAACUUUAUACAGAGAUUGGGGAAAGCUUUUCCUUUAAAUGGUUAUUGCAUCCAUAGCAAGUGUUCAGUCCAGUCUAAGAUACACAAGGAUAUGUGUAGACAUGAUUAGAAGAACCUUAUUAUAAUUACCAUCAGCUUCACAUACUAUAUUUGGGAACAACCAUUCCAUUCUGUAUACACUUCCUUUCUAAGUUCUAGUAAUUGUCACAGGCGCAUUUGGCAUUUUCAUGGUCAAAAAGCUAAAAGAUCGAGUAAUUAAGCAGCGAUUCAAAUGGCUGUACAAGAAAAUGGAAAAAGCAAUUUGUCAAAAUUAGAAGAAAUCAUUUCUCCAGUGGAAUGAGAGCUUGGAAUGGAAAAUGAUCAGCAGGAAAUCAACAGACAGGUUAUUGUAUGAAAAGUGAAGGUCAGACAUCAUAGACAUAUGAAUUUGACCUCAUCAAUCAUUGUGAACCUCUGAUCAAGGAAUCAGCUUGAGGAAGAGAAAAUAAACUGGAUUAAAAUAACCACCUCCAAUACUUCUAAGGAUCAAUCUUUAAAAACUCUGAUUGUGAAUGCAUAGGUACAAAUAGUUAAACCUGAAGAAGAAUCCUUAAAGUAAUUCGGAGAAAAACAAAGGAUAAUGUUUUAGAGUUUAGACUAGUGAGUUUCAGUGCACUGUGGAACAAAAGAGGUAAAAACUUACAUCUUUGAAUGAAACAGAUUCCUUCUGGCCAACUGGAACUUUAGUUGCAAUAUUUACCCAGGAGACAUUUCAAAGUUCAAACAAUAUUUUGGAUAACACCAUGUUAGUUGGACCAGAAGAAAAAGGUCAUGAAAGGAAUGCACAACAAACAAAGGGUCAAUCUUCAGAGAAGUGAGUGCCAACGGAGUUUGAACAUGGAAAAAAGUGAUACAAUCACAAAUUAACUAUGAAGAUUCUUCUGGAAAGUUUGGAGACUACUGGGAUGUCACUAGAGGAAGGUGAGCCAUCAUUCAGAGGGAUUCUGUGACAUGUGACAAUUGAUUUCAGAUGCACUCUAGGACUGGAAAUAACCAUGAAGCAGAUGCCAUUGAUUCAUGUUACACAGCAGCUUAAAUGUCUAUGGCUCUGUGGCAUUGUCUGAGUCUCCAACAAUUGCAACUUGAAGUCUAGCAUGUUGAAAAGGUUCCAUGGAUGCCGCUCUUGACUAAAUGAAAUAGAAAGGCAAAGUGAGGAAGGUGCCGAUGCUGAUGUAAAAAGGUUCUGCAUGCAUGCAGGACUUAACAUGAAAGAGAAGGUAAAAAAUCAGUGUGUUACUCCUGAAGCAUAGCCAAUUGCUUAUUAGUUCUAGCAAUCCAACUAGGAAAAGUAUGAUCCUCUGCCCUGCCUUAAGUAGGGACCUUACAUGCAGCAACAUAUUUCAAAUUCUAAUAGCCGUUAUUACCUUGUGUGCUGAACUUGUUGGUGUAUCUUUUGAGAGUAUGAUAUAAAAGUUUUUAACCCCAUACUAGAGUUGUAACUUGAUAAUACAAGUAUCUGGAUUGGCUGGUUGACGGUAGAGCCCUUGGGAGUUUGUGGCCUCUUCUUCAAUAUAUUCAGUACAUGGACGGUAGAAUCCAUGCAUUCCUAUCCUUGUUCCUGGAAUGACACUAAGUCCUCGAGUUAAAUUCAUGGUCCCAUCUGCCCAGGAUGCAAUUACUGAUAUCUAGGAACAAUGCCUAAAGUAGAUUGCUCUUGGUAACUGUAGAGCAGUGCAUUAUUCUGAAUAGUUGGUUAACUUGUUUAUUGAGUAAAAAAUUAUAUGUCAGAAUCUUAAAUGAUUAAAUUGUUGAAAUUGAUCAUAUAAUCCAUAUGUAACUAUGUACAAAGGCUUGGCAACAGAUGGUGCUAGAGAGAACUCUUGAUUUUUUUUUCUUUCACAAAUAUUGAUGAAAACAUGGGGGUUAUUGCGGUGGUGUGUGGAACUGGAAAUAGAAACAGCUUAAUGCAGAAGUAAUUCUUAAUUUACUUAAGACAUGAAUGGACAGCAAUGGAUGGAAUUCGGUUGGAAUAUUUGAAAAUGCUACAUUUUGGUAUCUUUUUGAAACAUUCCUUAUUUCCUGUCUGUUUCCAUGUAUUGAAAUGCUGUUUCUGUUCUUUAUUUGUUCCUUACCUAAGGUUAGUUUGAAACCAUCUUUUUCCUCCUGAAGCUUCAAAUGUCAAAUAUGAGUUUGUGAUCGUCAACUUUUUUUUCG
This is a messenger RNA of Cryptomeria japonica (Japanese cedar), 3839 nucleotides long. Its product is annotated as protein NONRESPONDING TO OXYLIPINS 2, mitochondrial. Lineage: Eukaryota; Viridiplantae; Streptophyta; Pinopsida; Cupressales; Cupressaceae. The record is from RefSeq and is a predicted model, not a curated record. Bases 173 to 889 code for a protein of 238 amino acids. The transcript has 3 exons.